CCCUCUGGUUAGCAGAAAUAUUCCGACUACAGGAUAGAUGUAAUGACCCCAUUCACUCGACUCGAACGACUCGACUCGUCGUUAGGCUAAAUAAUAAGUAGCUACGUAAACAUUAUAAAAAAAAAAUAGAUAAAAUAACUGUCACUUGUCAAUUACACAUUCAAAAUUGUCGUAUAAGAAAUAGCAAAAUUCAGAGUUUACUUUAAAAAAUUACCAAGUAAACUAAGUUGCAGUUCUGUUAAUGUGUUAAAUGUAUCGACGUAAUUUUGUAAUAUUCAAAUAGCAUUUUGUUAUUUCUAUGAUUCGUGAUAGAAUUGCGAGGCAAUGUCGCACAUUAACGACCUAAUCGGCGUAGUCCGGGGCCUGAGGUUAGUUGUGGAAGCCGGAGUCAAACUCCAGCAGGAAAAUGCUAGAAUCAUCUGGAAUAACUCCACCAUUAAGGCUUUUGCUCAAACGUGUCCAACUAACCCCAUAUCUAACAUUAAAGUUAGCCCAGACUUUGGCAAAGAGCUGUUUGACCGAGCUUCUGUUGUCGCUCAAGGCUUCCAACAGUAUGCAGUAAUGAAUGUCCCCAAUUUUACAACGAAUCCAGAGACUAAAGCUGCCAUGGAUCCAAAGUUGCAAGAGGAAAUAGAGGAGCUUAACCGGGAGUUCAACCGGACCUUCGAAAGUUUGGAAAAAGCUCAGUUACGAACCGAGCAGCUAAAUGAUAGAAUUCAAGUUCCAUUAGAGAAUGUAACUGUGCGAAGGGUUGAGACUCAUAGCCCUGAAAUCUUAACUGAAAUUAAGCCAGGCAGUGUAAGCAGUUCAGGAAAACCAAAGCCUGUUGCCAAGAAGAAGAUAAGAGUGGCACUAAGCGAGAACUCGAAGCCCCGCGUAGUCCCAUCGUCCCGCCUCGGCCGAAUGUUCUCGUUCGGCUCGUUGGCCGCCGGACUCGGGGUCGGCACGGUGGCGCAGUACGCGCGGAACACCAUCCAGUCCGUCACAGGCAAGGCGGACGACUCCGCCAACGCGUUCCUGUCGCCUGCUAACGCUGAACGGAUUGUGGACACGCUGUGUAAAGUUAGAGGAGCGGCACUGAAGCUCGGUCAACUGCUGAGCAUCCAGGACGAGUCGGUGAUAUCUCCAGAGUUGCAGCGCAUAUUCGAGCGAGUGCGGCAGUCAGCAGACUUCAUGCCCGCAUGGCAAGUGGAACAGGUGAUGGCGGCCCAGUUGGGAGGGGAGUGGCGAACGAGAGUGCAGCAUUUCGAAGAUAAACCUUUCGCAGCCGCCUCCAUAGGCCAGGUGCACCUGGCGGUACUACACAACGGCAUGGAGGUGGCCAUGAAGGUGCAGUAUCCAGGCGUUGCUAAGGGCAUCAACAGUGACAUUGACAACCUCGUUGGUGUGCUCAAGGUGUGGAAUGUGUUCCCCAAAGGGAUGUUCAUAGACAACAUAGUGGAGGUGGCCAAAAAGGAGCUCGCUUGGGAGGUGGACUACCGCCGCGAGGCCGAAUGCACUAAACGGUUUAAGACUCUUCUCGCGCCUUACCCUGAGUACUUCGUACCCGAUGUUGUAGACGAGCUCUGCGCGCAAGUAGUGAUAACAACCGAGCUAAUAGACGGCGUACCGCUAGACAAGUUCUUCGACGCACCGUACGAAACUCGGCACGACAUCGCUUACAAGAUCAUGCAGCUCUGUCUGCGGGAGAUGUUCGUGUUGCGCUGCAUGCAAACCGACCCCAACUGGGCCAAUUUCUUCUACAACCCAAACACUAAACAGGUCAUCCUCCUAGACUUUGGCGCGACCCGCGAGUACUCUAAAGAGUUCAUGGACCAGUACAUAGAGAUCAUCAAGGCGGCGUCAGACGGCGACCGCGACGCCAUCCUGAGGAUGUCCAAGGAGAUGAAGUUCCUUACGGGAUACGAGUCUAAGAUAAUGGAAGAAACCCACGUGGACACAGUCAUGAUAAUGGGCGAAGUAUUCACCAGUACUUCAGGCGAAUUCGAUUUUGGUACCCAACGUACAACCCGUCGGAUCCAAGCCCUAGUGCCCACCAUACUGACGCACCGCCUCUGUCCGCCGCCCGAAGAAAUAUACUCGCUGCACAGGAAACUGUCGGGGGUGUUCCUGCUGUGUUCCAAGAUGAAAAUUAAGAUGAACUGUAGGGAUAUGUUCCAGGAGAUUUAUGAGCAGUAUAAGGAUAGAUAAUGAGGGAUUGGGAGAUACCGGUUCUUUGAUUGUAUAUCCUGUCUAAGCUAACUCUGCAUUUGAUUUUUAUUAAGUGAAACGUUGUCUUGUUUAGUAAAAGUUAAAAAGAUAUGACCUAUAUCUGAAUCCCAGGAGAUUAAGUCAGCUACAAUCUCGGUUCUCCAUACAAACGUAGUUACGCAUUUUACUAGCUAGAUUGCUCUGAAACUUUGUACUUACAACCACUGACAUAUACACCGUGUUUUUAUUGAAUUCCGUUAACUUCGGGGUAUUGGUAAGUACGUUUAAGGAAACUACAUGACAGUUAAUUUAAAAAAAAAAAAGUUUUUUUUUUUUUGUUAUAAGAAGUAAUUGAAUAUUGCAUAUAGCGUUGUUGUUGCACGGGCAUUACAUUUAUCUCAAUCAAACAAUAGACAAUUGUGACAUGUCAAUGUCAUUUCGAACAUCGAUCGUCCGAGAUAGUACUUACGUUUAGUAGCAAAUGUAUUAACCCGUACUAAACACUAAUCAAUAUGUGAACGGGCCCUAAGGUAAGUGUACACACUCGUAAGGGCUUUAUAAGAUAAAAAUAAAAUAUUGAUUAUCUCCGAAAUGGAGUUAAUUACAAUACCGGUGUCUUUGAGAAAGUUACUCAAUUUAAGCUCAGGAUUGCACCCUUGAAAUUAACGCAAAUAAAAAAAACAUGGUGUAUAUCUAAGGACGGGCCUUACGGGCCCUAAGAAUGGUGCUAGUUCAGUGGUGUCACACACGAAUUCGAGCCAAUCGUGCAGUCUAACGCAACUAGUUGCGACCAAUCGCGCGCGUGAUGCGAACUCAUCAACCAAUCGCGUUGCGGCGUUAGACUGCACGAUUGGCUCGAAUUCGUGUGCGUGACACUCUGUACUGGCCCCAUUCUUAUUGCCCGUAAGGCCCCUUAGAUAUAUAUGUCGAUGCUUACAAUAGGAUAAGGUAUACCUUGAAGCUACGUAAUUAAUUACAGGCAUAGAUAUAUCUACCAUACUUCAAGUACCAUAGUUAAAAAAAUACAGCGAUGUUAAGUUUUUCAUACAAAACUUCGUUUUGCGUCAUUUGUUUGUUUUAUAAGCUGAAGUUAUGUAUACUAAUUACAGGCAUAUACAUAUAACCUCAUGUUGUAUGUCAAAGUUUCAUUACAAUCCAACAUGUAGUUUUAAAAUGAGAACGAAACUCCGUUUGUAUGGGAAGG
Cydia pomonella (codling moth) is the source of this 3394-nucleotide messenger RNA. It is a transcript of the gene Coq8, whose product is annotated as atypical kinase COQ8B, mitochondrial. The record is from RefSeq and is a predicted model, not a curated record. Gene Ontology annotation, cellular component: extrinsic component of mitochondrial inner membrane. Gene Ontology annotation, biological process: ubiquinone biosynthetic process. Lineage: Eukaryota; Metazoa; Arthropoda; Insecta; Lepidoptera; Tortricidae. Gene Ontology annotation, molecular function: kinase activity. The coding region runs from base 325 to 2190 and encodes 621 amino acids. The transcript is spliced from 10 exons.